GGUCCUGGCGCGGGCGUGGGGACUCUCCCUGCCUGCCUGGGGUCCGGGGUCCGGGGUCCGGGGUCCGGGAGAGGGAGUGGGGUCGCUCGGGGUCCGCUGGGCUCCGGCCCUGCCAGGUUGUGGGACCCGGGUUGGGAGGCUGCCUCCGCCUCUCCCUGCGCCCUGCAUUUCGGGGUUUGCUGGAAACGGGAUCGUUCCUUCCUGGACGCGUCCACGAUGAGCUCAUUCGGGCCGUCCCGGGAGCUGGGAGCUUCGGGCACCUGAGCGUUUCGUUGGGAUCGGGGUUGGCAUUGGCCGCAGAUCCUCGGCCACCUCCUUGUACUUACUGGUCUGUGUUUUAGUGUCGGGGAGACGUGGCGUUGGCUGGGGAAAGUUUCCUUUUGGAAAUAGUUGCUUUGUUUCCCAAGAGCACGGGAGGAAAUAACUGCGCGUGAACAGCAUUCACCCAGAAUGCCGAUUUCAUCUGGAAAUACAGGAGGAAGAAACAAGAUGUGCAGAGCUUCUGAGGUCUCAAACAGAAAAACCCAAAGAAACCCACUGAAUCUGGAAGCACUGCAAAGGAAGAGGUGGAAUCAGGAGGCAAGGGAGGUGGGAUGCUGAGCACACUGUUCUCCAGCCUUGGUCUUGCUGCAUUGGGCCCGUGUUUUAAGCUCGUUCCCUGAGAUGGACUGGGCCGACUGCUUUCACCUGCAGCUCCUUGAGACACAGAAAAUGGUAUCCAGCAGCGCACUCCAUCACACCAGUCAAUCAGAACACCUCCUGAGGGCCUUUUCCUCAUGGCGGCCUCCAGAAAGAAUCCCGGAUGUUACCGGGAUUUGGAGCAGAAGAGGUGAGGAUUGCAGAGAACUCAGACACUCAGACACGUGGCUGGUAUUAAACACCCACCUUUGGAAAGAGUGAUCACAAGGACUUCAGCAGCGCCCCUUGCCGGAAAAGAGAGGCUCAUCCCUCAGCCCCUGCUAUUUGCCAUGAAAGGAGUGUUCAAUGACUGUGAUGGCCCCGAACCCUCUGAGCUCCCUGUGAGAACCAGCUAGGCUUCCUGCUCUGCCCAGACUCUGGGUGAAGUUUUGUGGCUGUCACCUGAGACAUAAAUCAAGCUUUCUUGAAUGGAGGAUGUGAUUGGAAAUAUUCGCUCCUAAAUGUAUUGGAGGCAAGCUGUGCUCUAAGCCAACGGCCCAUCUCGGGAGGCUUCGCUUCUCAGCUUUCCUUUCCCCACUUGCUGGUUCCUCGAGCUGCUCCCCAGCCCUAUUGGGAUGAAGCAGCUUCAGCCCUCAUGCCCCUUCUCUUGGUCCUGCUGACACUUGGUGGUCACUGAUGACAGCAGCAGGAUGGCCUCCCAUGAGCCAGGCCUCCCAGGCCACCCACCCUCAGCUGCCGCUCUCUGUGGAGUUGCAGCCUGCAGUGGCGUCUGGGACAACAUCACAUGCUGGCGGCCUGCCAAUGUGGGAGAGACAGUCACGGUGCCCUGCCCAAAAGUCUUCAGCAAUUUUUACAGCAAAGCAGGAAACAUAAGCAAAAACUGUACGAGUGAUGGGUGGUCGGAGACUUUCCCAGAUUUCAUAGAUGCCUGUGGCUACAGCGACCCGGAGGAUGAGAGCAAGAUCACGUUUUAUAUUCUGGUGAAGGCCAUUUACACCCUGGGCUACAGUGUCUCUCUGAUGUCCCUUGCAACAGGAAGCAUAAUUCUGUGCCUCUUCAGGAAGCUGCACUGCACCAGGAACUACAUCCACCUGAACCUGUUCCUGUCCUUCAUCCUGAGAGCCAUCUCAGUGCUGGUCAAGGACGACGUUCUCUACUCCAGCUCGGGCACAUUGCACUGCCCCGACCAGCCAUCCUCCUGGAUACCAAGCGCCCUGUAUCCUGGAGCAGCCUGCUGUGAACUGUUGUCGCCUAAUUGGGUCCUGCUCUCCUCUGUUUGCGGUUUCCAGGUGGGCUGCAAGCUGAGCCUGGUCUUCCUGCAAUACUGCAUCAUGGCCAACUUCUUCUGGCUGCUGGUGGAGGGGCUCUACCUCCAUACCCUCCUGGUGGCCAUGCUCCCCCCAGGAAGGUGCUUCCUGGCCUACCUCCUGAUUGGAUGGGGCCUCCCCACCAUCUGCAUCGGGGCAUGGACUGUGGCCAGGCUCUACUUAGAAGACACGGGUUGCUGGGAUACAAACGACCACAGUGUGCCCUGGUGGGUCAUACGAAUACCGAUUUUAAUCUCCAUCAUUGUCAAUUUUGUCCUUUUCAUCAGUAUCAUAAGAAUUUUGCUGCAGAAGUUAACGUCACCAGAUGUCAGCGGCAAUGACCAGUCACAGUACAAGAGGCUGGCCAAGUCCACGCUCUUGCUCAUCCCGCUGUUUGGCGUCCACUACAUGGUGUUUGCCGUGUUUCCCAUCAGCAUCUCCUCCAAAUACCAGAUUCUGUUUGAACUGUGCCUUGGGUCAUUCCAGGGCCUGGUGGUGGCCGUCCUCUACUGUUUCCUGAACAGUGAGGUGCAGUGCGAGCUGAAGCGAAAAUGGCGAAGCCAGUGCCCGACUCCAUCCUCCAGCCGGGAUUACAGGGUCUGUGGCUCCUCCAUCUCCCGCCACGGCUCGGAGGGCGCCCUGCAGUUCCACCGUGGCUCCCGUGCUCAGUCCUUCCUGCAGACGGAGACCUCUGUCAUCUAGCACGACCCCCGCCUGUUGGAAGCAGCGGGAGCCCAUGGUACUGGAGCUGAUGCAAGGCUGAUGCGGGCUGACGCUGGCUUCCUCCUUCCAGAAGCCCAGGCACCUUGUCGGGCAGGUCAGCACAGUCCUCAUGCAGUCAAGUUGGUUGUCCACCAAACCCCACACGUGGAAAUGGAGUCCUGUUGUCAUUGACUCGAUCUAAACUCCAGCAUUUAGAUAAUGUUGUUCAGCGUGUGUUUCAGCCAUAUCAUUGGAUCCAUUUUCGAAGAGAAUAGAGAAGCCAAGGAGGAAAUGUGGAAAUGCAGUUGCAUGGCCCAGCACGGGCCUGGGCGACCACAGGUGAUGUCCAUGCCAUUUCAGGGUGGCCUCCCAGGUCCCACAGGGCAGCCCCCUCGCCUGCAGGACAGAGGCAAGCCGGUCAGGGCCCCCUGACAUUAGGACCAGGAUAAAUCAAUGUGAGGGCAACCCAUCCUCCCUCCUGGGGUUCCCACCUGGCCUGCCCGAACCCUUCCCUACCCAACUCUUCCCACAGGGCCCGGCACAGCCGCCCCCACAGGGCUGUUAUGCCUCCCUAUGGAAAGUGGGCUGAGGAGACCACCAGAUCAAGAAGCAGGUCAUGAAGGAGGGGCGCCCUCCACAUAGGUGUUGGGAGGCCCCUCAGCAGCCCUGGCUCUGCCUUGGGAGGUCACCUACCACCCUGUGGUGGCCACAGAGCCCAACACUUAGUCUCAGACCAGCUACAGCCAGGCCUGCAGCCCCUGGUGAUGGGGUCAGGUGGGGCAUGAGAUAUAGCUGAGUGGGAACCAGAAACCUAUUAUCUUUUUAACAAAAAUAAUCUUAGAAUCAUUUCUGUCCAAAUGGAGAAUUAUUUUAACAACAUAGGCAACUGUUUCAAGCCCUCCUCCCCAGAGCUGGCGCUCAGCAGCCCUAGUGGCUGUUCCUCCAGGCGAAGAGUGACCUGCAGACUUGGAGAGGGUGUCUGGGGACGUUGCUGAGCUGGCUGCAGAAGGGUAGGGACAUCUGGGUGCAGUCUCCAUGCCUGUGACAUGCCCUGGUCCCUGCAGCACCUGGCAGACCUCAGCAGGCCACCCACUCCUAGCCCAGGUGCCUCGACAGCGGGGCUGGGUUGUUCUGAGUGCAUCUGACUUUUCCCCUUAAAAAUGAACAUCUUUUUCCCAUGCCUUGGUGCCAUCACAGACCCCAGCUGGAGCGAGGUGCCAAAGGUCAAGACAGCUGUGCUGGGAGACGGCCACAGGGAAGUGCACACAUCCUGACAGCAUCACCUUGGUUUGGAAAACCCAUGUCCCCAGUAAAAUGAGGCCAGAGAGAGGGGCUGUUAGGAUGGCAAACCAGCAGUGUCCAGAGACCCCUCAAUCCUCGAUGGUCAGUGCUCCAUCUUGCAUACCCUGGGCCUCAGCAACCACGCCCCAUCCUAUAUGCCUUGGGCCACACCAGCCAGGCCCCAUCCUGCAUACCCCAUGCUGGCCAUACCACUCUAUUGCAAUGGACUCAUCCCUGGACUUCUGGGGAGAAUGAGCCCAAGGUUAGUUUGGAGAUGCAGGUAAGGCGGUCAGAAAAUCUAGAGAACAACUAACCCACCAAUUCUGGGGGCUGCAGAGGCUCCAUCAGGGACUAAUGUUGGGGAGCAAAUGACCCAGGGCAGGUGGCCGGGAAAGGAUGGUGGAGUGUGUGGAGUGCAGUGAGAGGGAGGCAGGUGGAUGCUGCAGACCCCAAGUUCAGUCCCACCCAUCGGCUCCACCCCGCCCCUCUGCUGCUCCUCCCUGUAGGGUUUGGGAGACCCAUCCCUAGCCUUUCGUGGCUUUAAAAGGACAAAGAGGGCAUCCCCCACCAACUCAGGCUUUUGAGGAAACAAAGAUUUGUGGUAACUGAAGGUGUUAGGUCAGUAACCAGGUGUGGACACUGAGCUGUGACCCAGAGGGGACACGGAGGAAGUGGGCAUGACGAUCGUGGUCAGGUGGUUACCGGGCCCUGGUUGUGUGGCUGACCAUCAGGUGGUUGGGUGUGGGUGGUCAUCAGCCUUCAGGUAUGUGCAGGGGACAGUGUUCAGCAGAGCUGAGGACUGGUUCCUCCUGCCUGGUAGAGGGGCAGGCUGCCCGCUGUUCCUGGCAGAUACCUGGUGAGCAGGGGAUGCAGGACCUAGCAGUCAGCAGAUGUCUUUAACUGUAAUCAUCUGUAGAAUGUCUCAGACUCCUCCACGUGGCAGGAAUGAGCUGUGUAAAUACUUCAAUAAAAUGUGACUUCACAUCUGCA
Molecule: messenger RNA, 4919 nt
Organism: Callithrix jacchus (white-tufted-ear marmoset)
Lineage: Eukaryota; Metazoa; Chordata; Mammalia; Primates; Cebidae
Source: RefSeq, a predicted model, not a curated record